UGGUUUGUUUCCACGACUCCAAAUUCCAGAAGAUCAUCUGUGAAAUCAACCACUACAUCAUUCUCGUUCGAAAAUGGCCGUGGUCGACCACACCGCUAAGCUUGCACGAUUCCUCUCUCAAUUGGAUUAUGAAGAUCUCCCAGAGCAGGUUGUUGAGCAGGCAAAACGUGGGAUUCUCAACAGCUUGGGCUGCGGACUGGGCUCCUCACAAGUCUCAUCAACGCAGAAAGUUCUUGGUUUGAUCAAGCAGGCUGAUCAAGCCAGUCUUCUUGGCCGAGUCGAGCGGGCAAGUGUGGAAGAUGCUGCUCUGCUCAACGGGAUUGCCCUUACAGCAGCCGAUUACGAUGACACGCACCUUCGAACGGUGAUCCACCCUUCCGGGACACCUCUUGCGGCGCUUUUCUCAUGGGCGGAGCACCAUCACUUAUCAGGCAAAGAGUUCUUGCUUGCCUUUGUCUGUGGAGUUGAAGCGCAAUGCGCUGUGGGGAAUGCGAUAUCGCCUGGGCACUACCGAGAUGGGUGGCACAUCACAGGCACGACUGGAUCAUUUGGCGCUGCGGCAUCUGUUGCAAAGGGACUAAAGCUUGAGCCACAGCGGUAUGCGGCCGCUCUUGGCCAUGCUUGCAGCAUGGCAGCGGGUAUCAGGGCAAUGUUCGGGACAGACACAAAGACAUUGCACAUGGGGAGAGCUGCACAAAACGGGAUUCUUGCAGCAAAUUUAGCAUCCCACGGAUUUGAAAGCUGUACCCGAUCUAUUGAAUCAUGGGCGAAGCUAGUAUCGUCGACGGUCGAUGAGCAGCUGAUAUCGACACUCACACAAGACAAGAAAUGGCAGAUCCUCGAGAACACUUUCAAGCCAUACCCGUGCGGAAUCGUCAUCCAUCCACUCAUAGAUGGCUGUUUGGAGGCAUUUUCAGAUGACAGGGCAAUCGCAGAAAAGCUGGAGGAGGUUGACGUAGUCGUGAAUCCCCAAUGCGUACGGCUCUGCUCGAUCAAGCAUCCCCAGUCCGGUCUCGAAACCAUUUUCUCGUUAUAUCACGGAUGCGCAGUCGCACUAGUCUAUGGGCAUGCUGGGCCCACACAGUUCUCGGAUCAGACUUGCAACGAUGUUGCGAUUGCUUCUGUGAGAGACAAGAUCAAGGUGACAACAGAUGAAGCAAUUCGCGACGAUGAAGCGCACUUGACGUUCACGUAUCGUGGUGAAUAUCAGAAGAAGAUUUAUGUCAAGCAUGCUACCGGAUCCUUAGCGAAGCCUAUGACAAAGUUGAGUCUCGAGGAGAAGUUCCUGGACCAAGCAGUACCAAUCCUCGGACAACAGAUAGCUCAAAAGGCGAUUGAAGCGUCUUGGGGCCUUGAAAAGGUGGAAGACAUGGCCGAUUUUGCUUGCUUAUUUAGUCAGGUACAUCGAAGCUAG
Messenger RNA from Cladophialophora immunda, 1414 nucleotides. RefSeq lists its product as uncharacterized. The record is from RefSeq and is a predicted model, not a curated record. The coding region runs from base 74 to 1414 and encodes 446 amino acids. The transcript has 2 exons. Lineage: Eukaryota; Fungi; Ascomycota; Eurotiomycetes; Chaetothyriales; Herpotrichiellaceae. Gene Ontology annotation, molecular function: lyase activity.